Messenger RNA from Apus apus (common swift), 2231 nucleotides. RefSeq names its product family with sequence similarity 8 member A1 (gene FAM8A1). Bases 29 to 1120 code for a protein of 363 amino acids. The record is from RefSeq and is a predicted model, not a curated record. The transcript has 5 exons. NCBI's taxonomy places the organism in Eukaryota, Metazoa, Chordata, Aves, Apodiformes, Apodidae.
CGCCCCGCGUCAGAGGGGGCCGGAGGAGAUGGCGGAGCCGGGCGCGGGCCGGGCCGGCGCCGGGGCGAUGGCGGCGGGCGGCAGCGAGAGGAGGAGCGGCCGCGUCGCCGGCGGGGAGGCCGUCGCCGCUGCGUCCGCACCGCCGCGUUCCCCCGCGGCGGCCGCCGGGGGCGAGGGCGAGGGCGGAGGCGGCGGCGGGGCCAAGCCGCUGAGCGCGGCGGAGUACGCGCGGCGGGUGCACCAGUGGCUCUGGGACUCGUACUGCGGGUACCUGGGCUGGCAGGGCUGCCUGCCCGCCCUCCUCGCCGCCGCCUCCGCCGCCGGGCCCCCUCGCCCCGCCGCCCCGCCGCCCUCCCCCCCGACUGCCUCCCCGCCGCCGCCGGCCGCCGCCGCCUACUACAGCCCCUUCUACCUCUUCGCUCCGGCGCCAGCCCCCACGGCCAGCGCCCCGCCGGGGCCUCGCACCGCGGCCCCCGCCACCCCCGCUUGGCCGGCAGCAGCGGGCAGGUUGGCCCCGCUGCCCAGGGCGGCCUCCAGCAGCGGCAGCGCCGGCGGCAGCGGCGCCCCCAGGGAGACGGGGCGGCCGGCGGGUCGAGAGUUCAUUAUCCCUUCGUUGGCACACAGGUUCAUUGCAGAGAUGGUGGAUUUCUUUAUUCUGUUCUUUAUAAAAGCAACCAUUGUUUUAAGUAUUAUGCAUCUCAGUGGAAUAAAGGACAUCUCUAAAUUUGCCAUGCAUUACAUCAUAGAAGAAAUAGAUGAAGAUACGUCCAUGGAAGAUUUGCAGAAAAUGGUGGUAGUAGCCCUUAUCUACAGGUUACUAGUCUGCUUCUAUGAGAUAAUCUGUAUUUGGGGAGCAGGUGGAGCAACGCCAGGGAAAUUCUUGCUUGGGCUGCGAGUUGUGACGUGUGAUACAUCUGUACUUAUAGCGCCCAGCCGUGUGUUAGUCAUUCCAUCUUCUAACGUCAGUAUGACAACGUCCACAAUACGAGCUUUGAUCAAGAAUUUUUCUAUUGCUUCAUUUUUUCCUGCGUUCAUUACACUGCUGUUUUUCCAGCAUAACAGAACAGCCUAUGAUAUUGUAGCAGGGACUAUUGUGGUAAGAAGAAAUGGAGUCAGAUGAUGCCAAGAGAUGAGAUUUCCAGACUGGUUUGGAACAUCCCCCUCCCACCCCCAAUGAACAAAGACCUACUGCAAAACUGAAAUUGAGGUGUCUGUCAGAAUUUUUUGCCCAAAUUAAAUGGGAACUGAUUUAGAAGCUAAAGAAAAUGUUUUGCUCCAGUGUGAUGCCAGCAGCUACCUUCAAAGUAUUGGAGUUUUCAUAAAUGCCAAAGAAGUCUGGGAGAACCAACGUGUAUUAUACCUGGAAGUAUUAACCUCAGAUUGAUGAGAAAGAAGGUGGCUGUAUUAACUGCAGACAGGAGCUUCUCUUUGUGACUCUGUGGAAAGCAGAUACCUAGAAAUAUGCUACCUUAAAAGAAAUGUCACUCCUACAGUUUUGGAUGUUGGCAGGUAACUAGAAAAUAAGAGUUGUUUUCCAAGCAGUUGCCUAAGUCAUAUGAUAAACUCUGAAGGGAACAGAACUGCAGUAUUAGACAGUAAGGCAAAUCACAUUCAUUAAAUUGCCAUGGGUGCAGAGAUGAGCAGUGCUUACCCUGUCCCUUACUGUUGCUUCACAGAUCAUACUCCCUUAACCUCUUUUAAGUAUUUUAUCAGAAGAUUGAUGUGGAAAGUUUUUCGCAUGAUUGUCUCAAGCACUAUCUAUUACUGCACAUGUCAAAGCUAAUAAAGAGGUGAAAUAAUAGCUGCAUUUCCUCUGGGAAGGAUAUGUUACACUGCAGUGUUAGUGAAGUGAUGUGUGUAAAUAAUUUUGGAACUAUGAGCAGUACAGAUCAUGCUAAUGAGAGGUAAAUAACUUUUUUUGCUUCUGUUUGGAGUGAAAGCACUUGUCUAUUCUUGCAUCUAUUACCAAGCAAAACAACCAUGUGUUUCAGGAGCAUGCAGGAAACAUGAACUAUGUUAUGGGUGUAAAUCUGCAGAAAUACAAAUACUGGUUAUUUUCACAUUUUAAUUCUGGCUAAAUGUAUUUCAGAAUAACUUAAAUACUGAAUAAAGAAGCCUAAUAUUUUGCAUGAUUAAAUACUUUAUUUGUUUAUUCUCAUGUUAGUAUCUCGAAAUAGAAAUAUAAGCAACACUGUUAAAGUUUUAUUAAAAUUCAAGAAUUGUUGGAAAAA